Messenger RNA from Giardia duodenalis, 1563 nucleotides. Its product is annotated as Rab-GTPase-TBC domain-containing protein. The record is from RefSeq and is a predicted model, not a curated record. Bases 1 to 1563 code for a protein of 520 amino acids. NCBI's taxonomy places the organism in Eukaryota, Fornicata, Diplomonadida, Hexamitidae. The transcript has a single exon.
AUGGAGCUCUACUUGGAGCUUUUGGAUAGUACCUCCAGGGAGGCUUUGAGCCAAGCCUGUGCUCAGGCAGAAACAUCUGAAGCAAUACAGCCCGAUGACACCCCUUCUGUGACAGAAGCGGCCAUUGACUUAAAAGAUUUGGAUACAAGUACCGUUCCCAUUAACACUCACAAGCCUUCUAAUAUGGGUGUUUCUAACCUUGUAUCAUCGUAUAGUAUUGCAAAGAGCCCAGCAGCAUCGGCUCCUCCUUCCCUUUCUAGUGUCUCUCAUAUCUCCUCGGAAUCUACCGCAUCCCAUGUUUCGGCAACAUCCAAAACAGUCAUGGAAGCAUGGCUUUUCAGUAACACAGCGAUAGCGGCCAGCGAGGCGGAUACUGCUGAUGUAGAUGAUCUCCUACUCACGCACACGAGCCAAGGAGAUGACAGCUUGACUAGGUUAUUCCCCACGCCACCUGUGGGUGAGCGUCAGCAAACAGCAUCUGUAAGCGACAGAAAGGUGUCUAGAUGCUACUCGUUGAUGCAGCAAUGGGAAAUCAUAAUCACCAACUGGAAGGCACACAAUAAAACGCUCCAACCUAACGAUUACAGGGCCAUUAAGGAGCUCGGCAGAGAAGGCAUACCCGACUGUUAUCGGCAAGAUGUCUGGCCUCGGCUUUUGAACGCACAAAAUCUUUACCAACAAAACGAGAAAUAUACAGAUCGCUCCACAUUUGGUGCGUACCUACAGCGAGAGAUAUGUAGUGAGGUAGUCACGCAGAUAGGCAAAGAUAUAGAUAGAACACUCCCCAAACAUGUAUACUUCAGGUCUCUCGAGGGGCGGCAGGCCCUGUUUCUCGUCCUCAAAGCAUUUGCCUCCCAUGACGAGGACAUAACGUACUGCCAAGGCAUGAAUUGCCCGGCAGCAAUUCUACUAAUUUACAUAAGAGAUAUACCGCUCGCGUUUUGGUGCUUCUACCGAUUCAUCAAGAGGUUUGGGAACAUGUACCUUCCAAGCUUGUACGGACUUAAGCUCCGAGCACUCACCCUCAUGCACCUUCUUCGAGAAAUAGAACCAAAGAUAGCAAGCUACUUACAGGAGGUAGGUAUAGAUUUGCUCUGCAUCACUCCUGGAUGGUUUAUGACAGUGUUUAGUAACUGUUUGAAGUUUUCAGUUUCUCUACGCAUCUUUGAUUCUUUGUUGUGUGAGGGUGAGAAAGCUAUCUUUAGAGCAGCUGUGGCCAUCUUCAAAACAGCCGCCUCUGGGAGGAUGUUACCCCGUCCUCCGAACCAUCUGCAUAACGAAUUUUUAGCAACGUAUGGCAUGAAAUGGCCAUAUCCAUUAGACAGCCAAGCAUAUGCGCGGUAUUUCGAUGGCUGGAUAGCCAACAUCAGCAAACCCGGAGAGGUCUCGCUUCUCUGCAUGCCGCUGACAUAUGCCCAGCUGUAUCUCAACAGACUGCCCAGAUAUAUGCCCGAUGGACAAAAGUUCAUGGAGCAGUGCCUUGCGGUGAAGUUCAAGACAAGGCUUCUUAACGAGUGCAGAGCAAGAGCUGCUGCUGAAUUAGCGACCUCCGAACAAAUGUGA